AUGCUCAUCAUCGAGGAUGCAGACUACGAAGAUGCUGUACAGCAGUUACGAUCAGCAGGCUUCCGGGACUGGGCCUGGUCGUACGGCUCCAUAGACCCCAAAUUAUACAAAGGGAGGUUACGGGAGGGUAUCUACCGUCGCAUCGUCCGCGAAUACAGCAACCUAGACCGGAACUCAACACGCUUCCUAUUCCCGCCAGACCGGCAGAACAUGGCAUCUCCUCCAGAACAGGAGUACACAGAAUUAUCUCCGGAGCAUCAGUACCCAACCAAAGUGGUUCUACUCCCAUCAUCGUUCACCCACAUUCGUAUCAAGUCGGCUCCGGACGGUGCGCUUACUCGCGACGGCAAUAUCCUCUACCCGGAUAGUUCCCUUCUCCUUCGAAGCUUCGUUCAAACACUAGUGCGGGAGCCCGUCGCGGGUACGUGGACGUCGAGUCUUUGCAUGUGGGCCAUCUCAUACGUGUAUGGGGAGCUCAUUCUUGAUGAUGAUGUCUUGGACUCGUGUGGUGACGAGGAGGCCAAGGCUUGGUUCAAUGAGCGCAUCCGGAGGUUCAGUGGUGGCAUAGACGGCGUCACAUGUACCAAGCGCCUGGGAAGAGUAGGCUACGAUGAAGCCCUGGCUAGAAGAGGACCAGCCUGA
Messenger RNA from Hirsutella rhossiliensis, 642 nucleotides. RefSeq lists its product as uncharacterized. The transcript has a single exon. The record is from RefSeq and is a predicted model, not a curated record. Bases 1 to 642 code for a protein of 213 amino acids. Lineage: Eukaryota; Fungi; Ascomycota; Sordariomycetes; Hypocreales; Ophiocordycipitaceae.